Molecule: messenger RNA, 1023 nt
Organism: Auanema sp. JU1783
Lineage: Eukaryota; Metazoa; Nematoda; Chromadorea; Rhabditida; Rhabditidae
Source: the annotation of a GenBank genome assembly
AUGACAGCUGCAAGCAAAGAAUCUCCUCUCGAAUUCGAGGUUAUCCCAGAGGUCGGAUUGAGCAAUACGAAUAUAGAAUUCACCUUAGGAAUGCCAAUCAACCAGGUGAUAAGCAUGCUUCUGAAAACAAGAAAGAUUCAAGAUAUUAAGUUUUAUUACUCCAGAAAGGAGCCUUUCUCUAAAGAAAUAUGCCUGAUCUUAGACUCAAACGGAAUUAAUCUUUACUUUGACCCUUUAUCACAGUUUUUACGCUCCAUUGUUGUGAACGAUUUUAGCAAAAUUAUACUAACCUACAAACAAAAGCCAUUCUCCCAGCCAAAUGCUGAAGUUACCUUAGAUAAAUUAGAUCAAUGCUUUGGCUCCACUGUGCCUGGAGUCUAUGACCAACAACGAAAGCAGUAUAUGCAGUUCUGGCCUGGCCUUUCAUUUGUCUUUCCUAAUAAUGUGGGGAUGCAUGUUGCCCCCGGUUUCGGUUCCCAGCUCUCUUCACUUCAAUACGCUGCACAACCAAAACUUGUCAGUAUGUCAAUAUUCAAAGGUAGCUCCCCCAACGAUAUAGAAAAUGUUGAAAUGCCACUCUCCUCUUAUUGUGGUCAAAACAAACUAGAUAGCAUUGAAUGCGAUUUAAACAAAUUGGAAGAUGGUUUCUUGAUCAAGUAUACUACACAAGAAAUACAUAGCUUGGGACAAUCCGGAUGCUCUUUAGUUCCAUUGUCGAAAACUAUUAAUUUUGGAGAUACCGUGGCUACGGUUUUAUCAUCAUUAGGAGCUCCAUCUAAAGUGUUUUAUAAAAGCGAAGAUAAAAUGUCGAUACAUCGACUUGAAGGGAACAAGGAAACAUGCAAAGGACAUCUACCUCACUUCUACUUCAACUACUUCUCGAUGGGAAUGGUGCGUUUUCUUUUAGCCAUUUCUAAAGGUUUAAUGGUGGACUUCAUAUCUGUUUAUUACGGACUUAAUUAUUGCUUGAGCGUAAAUAGGCGUCAUAAUCUCUCGUCGUACAGACGUUUUUGUUUUUAUUAG